Messenger RNA from Brienomyrus brachyistius, 5932 nucleotides. It is a transcript of the gene evpla, whose product is annotated as envoplakin a. The transcript is spliced from 22 exons. Bases 100 to 5490 code for a protein of 1796 amino acids. Gene Ontology annotation, biological process: intermediate filament cytoskeleton organization; wound healing. Gene Ontology annotation, cellular component: intermediate filament; cytoskeleton; cytoplasm. Gene Ontology annotation, molecular function: cadherin binding; structural molecule activity. The record is from RefSeq and is a predicted model, not a curated record. NCBI's taxonomy places the organism in Eukaryota, Metazoa, Chordata, Actinopteri, Osteoglossiformes, Mormyridae.
UCUUCACUUUACACAGCGUCGCAGCAGGGACACUCACUGUGCCGGAGAGAGAAGACGCAGAGGGAUAUAGGAAGACAGUGCGACUCACAAAGCCGCAGGAUGCUCAAGAAAAAGGACCCCAACAACUCGGUGAAGGUCACUGGGAAGAUCAGCAAAUCCCAAGCUAGUGACCUGGCCUUGCUGAUCGCCCGCAUGCAAACCAGUGCUGAUCAGGUGGAGAGAGAUGUCCUGCGUGCAGAAGAGAAGCUGAAUAUUGACAAAGAGAACAAGAUCAAGAAUCGACCCUUUCAGCACCAGAAGGAGAAUGCAGACUGCCUGGCCGAGGCAGAGGGUCUCCUGAAAGAUCUCUACCUGGAUGUCGACAAAUCCAAGAAGCUGAAACACCCCCAGGCUAAUGAGAUUGAGACCGAUGUCAGUCACCUCCACGACCGCUGGUACAAAGACUGUGCCCUUUACCGGGAAGUUUAUGAAUCAGCAAAAGAAGUUGAUGUAUUACCCAGAAUCGACUGGCCUCUCGUGCUCAAUCAAAAACAGCGGCAGGUGAAUGCAGAGGAAUAUGGACCGACAGUAUCAGACCUGGAGAAGCAGAUUGCUGCUCAUAACAUCCUGCACAAGGAGAUCGAGGCCUACGGCUCGCAGAUCAACGCCAGCAACUCUCCGGAUAUAGCUGCCAUUAGGAAACAGUACAAUAAUCUCUUGGAUAACUCAAAGUGGCGGCGGACGUACCUGAACAGCCUGUAUGACUACAUGCAGGGCUGCAACAAGGAGCUGGCCUACCUGAGCGAAGAGAAGAAGAAGAUCCUGGAGCAGGACUGGAGCGACCAGAUGGUGGACCCCACACACGUCCGCAGACAGUAUGAGAUUUUCAAGAAUAACAGUCUUUUGGCCCAUGAAAGUGAUGUGAAUAAGCUUCAGGACGACGGAGAUCGCCUCAUAGAGCUGAAACAUCCUGCUGGCUCUAUUAUCGAGAACCACAGAGAUGCCGUGAGGAACGAGUGGCAGACCUUCCUGAAUCUCUGCAUCUGUCAGGAAACACACUUGACCAACGUGGAGGACUACAAGAAGUACCAACUGGACGUGGACACGCUCAGUGACUCCCUCACAAAACUCGAUAUCAGCCUGGACCCAAAAACCCUGAGCAACAGGACCACCACUGAGACUCUGCUCCAGCUUGAGGGAGACGAGAGCACGGUGCAGCGGAGCGAGCUGCUCCUAGCCGACUUAAAGACGCGCAGCGCCAGCGUGGCCCCCCUGAAGCUGCGCCACGCGAAGUCCAAAAGCCCCGUUGUUGUCGAGUCCCUGUGCGACUGGAGCACUGACAAGGCCUCGGUGAAUCGAGGGGACAAAAUGACGCUAAGGUCCAACUCAGACAAUCUGAACUGGGAUGUUGCGACUAGCGGUGGUGUAACCAAAACCAUACCGGGAGCUUGUUUCUUGGUGCCUCCACCUGACCAGGAAUCCAUCGACAAAAUUAACAGACUAAGUGCAGAGCUGGAGAACUUGAAGAAGAGGAGAGCAGCAAUGCAGGCUCAACUGAAGAGCGCUGCCACAGAGGUUGUACAGGCACAGAAAUCUGGCAAUGUGUCCAGCAGUCCAGAAAACCCCAAGGCGCAAGAGCUGGCCAAGCGCUUGGACAAACUGGACAGCGAUACUGCUCAGGCCAAACAGGACGUCCUAAACCGCCUGAGAGUUCCCACAGAACGGCGUGACCCAAUAGGGGACCUCACCAACCGGGUGAAGGAGCAGGAGAAAGGAGCCAAUGUUCAGAAGCAGCUCCAGCAGGAGAGAGCUGCCAUUCAGCGCGAGGCAGAACCACUUUUGUCCCAGAGGGCCAGCAGCCCCAUAUCUUCCACUCUGCCCCUCAAACUGAACUCUGCCAAGAACAAGCAGGAAGACCUAGCUGGCCUUUCAGAUCUCUCCACCAAAAAGGUCAAUGCUUCUCUUAACCUGGAGAAUCAGCUAAAGAAGGUAGAGGGCAUCGUUUCUGGGUUCGAGAAGCAAUUGGCUGAUGACCAAUUCAUCCCAGAUGUACCCAAUGCCAUUGAGACCCGCAAUCGAGAAGUUCAGAGGCUGCGUAAGGAUGUGGCCAGCAAACAGGAUGAGAUGAAGAAGCUCAGUCAGGAUCUGGAGACCACUGAGCAGCUGUGUAGCACGCUGCAGAAGAGCUACCAGGAGUACUGUCCUGAUAUCCGCAGGCAAGAAGGUCGAGUAAACAACCUCAGGAAUCGCUACACCAAUGUCAACAACCAGCUACAGGAGAGAGAACGUCUGUUACAAGAGGCAAGCAACAAGCACCACACUUUUGAUAGCGCUGCCCAGUCGCUGGAUUCCUUCCUCAACAGCCUGCCUGACAACACAGUGAACCGUAAUGACACACUGGCCCAGGUCAACAACAAGCAGAAUUCUCAAAAGAGAGUUGUGGACGAUAUCAGGAGAAAAGGGGAUGACAUUGACCACAUGCUUGACCAGUCCCAGGAUCUACAGGGUGUUCUCAAUGCUUAUGAGGCCAACUCUAACAAAUAUAGAAGUACACUUGAUGAGGCAGUAGUCCCAGCUGCCAAACGUCUACAGUCUUCCACUAUGGCUGACUCUGUGAAGACGCAGGAGAAGGACCUGGUAAACCGUUAUGCUGAAGCAUCUGCGAAGAAUGACGCGUUACUCAACCAGAUAGGUCUUGCCAAAAACGUCACUGCUCAGAAAGAGGAGAUGGCAAGUCAAGUGGUGGUGAAACAGCAACUGCAACAGCAGAGCUUACAGAAGAGCCAGGAUGAGGUUGCCAUUCUGAAGAAGGAACUGGAAGAUGAGAUUGCCAGGAGAACCCAUGUAGAGACUAGCUUGGACACUUACAAAACCCGGGUGAUGUCACUGAAGAGUCGCAAAGGGGUGGAGCGGGUCCAGGAAAAGGAAGUACUCCAAUACUACCGUGAUCCAAAACUUGAGAAUGAUCUGGUGGUCCUUAGAAAUACGAUCCAUCAAGAGGCCCUUAAACGCUCUGCUACCCAAUCAGAGAUUGAGUUAAUCAAUAAGAAAAUUGUCACCAUUGAGCAUGAGAUUAAGAAUGUGAAGCCCAAGCUGGCAACUAAGGAGGUAACAGAGAUUGAGCGAGACCCACAGCUUGAUGUGGAAGCCAAUAAACUCAAAGAGGAGAUACGCAGAUUGAAAGAUGAGCUUCGUACCAGAGAGACUGAAACAGUUCAGAUGAAAACUGAGGUCAACAUUCUCCAGCAAAAGCCACCAACCAUAAAGGAGAAGGUGGUGAAAAAAGAAGUAGUCAAACUGGAGAGGGAUCCAGAGAUGCUGAAAGCUGUAAAGAACUUUGAGCUCCAGAUUGCAGAUGAAGGUCAAAAGUGCAAGGCUCUGAAUGAUGAGAUAUUCCAGACCAGGAGUCAGAUCAACACACUGGAAAGGAUUAUCCCAACUGUGCAACCCAAGAUUAUCACUAAAGAGGUGAAGAAAGUGGAACAAGACCCGAAACUAAUCGACGAGGCCAAGAAGGUCCGAACUUUGCUGGAGGAUCAGAAAACCGAAAAUGAUAACAUGGUGAGGGCAAUCAAAGAACUUCAGGACCGAUACUUCCAAGUUGACAGGCUGAAACAAAAUGUGGAAAUCAAAGAAAUAAUCAAUGAGAUCUACAGAGUAGACCCUCAGACCGAAGUAGAGCUUGUGAGGCUGAGGAAAGAAAUACAAGACUCAAACAGAUGUCGUGGAGAUCUGGAGAAGGAUAUCGAAGUAGUUAGAAUUAGCUUGUCAUCACUGCGCUCACAGAAGCCAAAAGUGGAGCUCAAGGAAGUACUCCAUGAAGUGGUUAAGGAGGAAAAAAGUCCUGAAAUAAUGAAGGAACUACAGAGGCUCAAUGAACAGGUGUCACGCUUGCAGGGCACCUGCAAUACCACUCAAGACCAACUACUUCGCCUGCAAAAAGAGAGAGAUGAAUUGAAAGUGGAAAAAUCAAAGGUAGAAACUAAGCUUGUGACAAAGGAGGUUGUGAAGCAUGAAAAAGACCCACUUUUGGAGAAAGAAGCUGAAAGACUCAGAAAGGAGCUGCGUGACGAAACGCAACGUCGGCGGACGACUGAGGAAACGGUCUUUGAUUUAGCAAACAGAUACAUCUUGCUGGAGAGGCAGAAGCCAGAGGAGGUGGUAGUGGUGCAAGAAGUGGUGCGUUUGGAGAAGGACUCCAGGCAGAUAUUGGAGCAUGAAAAGCUAAACAGGGAUCUGGAUGACGAGAUGAAGGCUCGUCGACAGAUGGAUUUGGAAGUGCAGCAGCUGAGAGCGUUGAUCCUAGAAAAGGAGAGAAUUCUGCGGGAGUCAGAUGAAAUCCAAAAGAGGAUCCAGGCAGAGAUGGAACUAAGACAAAUUAAAGCCAGAAUCUAUGAGCUUGAAAAUGCUCCCCCACCAAUUGAAGAGAAAAUUAUUAUGGAGGAGGUCCUGAAGGUUGAAAGAGAUCCCAAACUGGAAAAGAUGACAGCUAGCUUACGUGCAGACCUGGAGAGAGAGGGAAAUACCAUACAGUCCUUGAAUCGAGACCUCAGAAGCCUCACCCAUAGACUGGAUAUCCUGUUAAAAGAAAAAUCGAUGGAAAGAACUGUCUACAAAGAGGUGAUUCGAGUAGAGAAGGAUCAGGCUGUAGAGUCUGAGAGGGCUCGUCUCAGAGAUCAGGUGUCUCAGGAGAGACAUGUUAGGCUAGAACUGGAGACGGAAAUGCAACGGACCAGGGACAAACUGAACAGACUUCUGGCGACACAUGAUAAUACGUCCUGGGAAGGGAACAACUACACUCAGCAGAGGGAUUCCUUGCUGAGAGAGCAGGAGAACCUCCUGAAGGAGCUGAAGACCAUGGAGUCUGAGAAGCAGGACACUCACGUGUCCUUCCAGCAGCAGUCGAAGCUGUUGAGUGAGAGAAACUUGAUGAGUAGGCAAAAGAGCAUGAAGAUGGAAUCAGAUGUUCAGCGACUGGAGAGGGAAAUACUGGAUGAGAAAGACAAGAUACACAAAAGAGAGUUUACCCUCAGAGAACUGCUGAACAACCUGAGGAAGGAGGAUACCAAGCGAAUGAGCGAGACCAAUCUUUCCACAAAAAUCACUAUUUUAGACCCAGAAACAGGAAAAGAUAUGUCGCCAUAUGAUGCUUACAUACAGGGUCUGAUUGACCGCAAUCAGUACAUCCAGUUGGAGGAGCUGGAGUGUGACUGGGAAGAGAUAACUUCCAAGGGGCCUAAUGGAGAGACCUCAGUCCUCCGGGACCGCAAGAGUGGCAAGCAGUAUUCCAUCCAAAACGCCCUAGAUGAUGGCAGAAUCACUCAGUCUGACUUGCAGCAGUACAAGAUGAACAAGAUGUCCAUUUCAGAAUUUGCUCUUCUAGUUGCUGGAGACAAAAAGACAAAGGCCUCCAGUAAUCCGCUUACGAGUGCCACACCUCCGCCCGCUAACAGAGGCGGCGCUAAUGAAUCCACGUACAUCCCUUCAUACAAAAGUCAUCGAGCCUUUUAAACUCGUCAACUGGCAGACCGAGAAAAGAGAAUGACAAAUCUCCAGAUAAUCGCCGUCACGCAUGCAGCACGACACAAAAGACCAGGCAGAGAAAGAAAACAAUAUAUACCUGUCUCAGGAAACCAUACCAGUUUGUUCAUUUUAGAUAGACCUUACUGCUGUUUGUAUGUUUACGUGUUUAUGGGAUGAUCUUGUAUCAUGCUUCUUAUUUAAAUGGCAUGAGACAGCAUUUGUAUUUGAGACAAAUCAUAUAUGAUUGUGUGAUCUUAUCAAAAACAUUUUGCAAUUCAACAUUUGGGUUAAGGGGCAAAGAUAUUUUUUUCCCAUUUAUCAAGCUUUGCUGGUAUCUUGAAGUGUAGAACAAUUACUAUGUUUCAUUUAUUUUGGAUCUUGUUCGAUAUUGUAUCCAGGAAUAACCCUUAAUAAAACUUUAAAUGGUUAA